CGAACCCAAACAAAAAGGAAAAACUGCGGUCAAUCAGCGGCCGAUUCGCGUUUCCCCGUUCCAUGUAGCGGUGUAAACCCCCUCAGAAUCAACGCAGACCACACAGCACGUAACCAGAGGUGUGUGAGACCUGAUAAAAGCGGUGGUUCGCUUCGGAGCCGGUCCGAAUCAGCGCGGGUUUGGUUCGGGUCUGGGUCUGUAGGAAGCGAUGCGGGGGGAAGUACCCAUCAUGAUCAUCUAAUGACACGAACAGCACCAAGACUACACAAAGAGAAGUCACUUUCCUCGGAUUAUAACUGGAGAAUCGGAACCGAUCCGGUUCGGCCGGAGGGUGAGAUUAGCUUUAGCGUUAGCAUGACAGCAGAGAUGCGCUAAAUCUGACCCAUUUCGUCAUCUUUUCACAGGCCAGCGGAUGUUACGGCCGUCUCCAUGGAGUUUUCUCAGAUGACACGUCUGUUCAGGGAUCAGGGACUUGGGGCAUGUUGACUGCUGUCAAUCAGCCUGCACAGCGGCGUCUAGCAGGAGCCGUCUGGACCUGAAGGAAGACCUCGCCGAAGGGAAACGGACAGGGCCACGAAUACAAGAGAGAGCGCACGUGAGAGACAUGGGUCAGUGUGUGACUAAAUGUAAAAACCCCACGUCCUCUUUAGGCAGCAAAAGUGGUGAAAAGGAUGCUGGGAAAUCUCAUGGAAAGAAGGGCGGAGGUGCGGGCAGCGUGCACAAGGAGGAGGUCUCCGGCAAGUCCUCACUCAACGUCAUAUACAACGGCACCAAAGAGUCAGAGGUCACCGUGGAAGGCCCCGUGGCCCCGCUCACAUCAGUGGGGGACGUGCGUCAAGAGUCACCCACGCAGGACGGCGAAGGCUUGUCCAUCGCUCGAAUCGAGGAGAUGUUUCUGGGUUAUAAAGAUGAACAUGAAGAUGCCAUCUUGGAGGAGGGAAUGGAACGGUUCUGCAAUGAUCUGUGCGUCGACCCGGCUGAGUUCAAAGUUCUGGUGUUGGCGUGGAAGUUCCAGGCUGCUACCAUGUGCAAGUUUACAAGGAGGGAGUUCGUGGAUGGCUGUAAGGCGAUUCAUGCCGACAGUAUACCGGGGAUCUGCUCGCGUUUCUCCGUGCUGCUAGAGGAGUCUCGUGGAGAGGAGAGCUUCAAGGAUCUUUACCGUUUCACCUUCCAGUUCGGUCUGGACGCCGAGCAGGGUCAGCGCUCGCUGCAGCGGUCCAUUGCCAUCGCGCUGUGGCGGCUCGUAUUCACGCUGGACACGCCCCCGGUGCUGGAGCGCUGGCUGGACUUCCUGUCGGAGAACCCGUGCGGCGUGCGCGGCAUCUCUCGCGACACCUGGAACAUGUUUCUGAAUUUCACGCAGAGCAUCGGGCAGGACCUCAGCAACUACAGCGAGGACGAAGCGUGGCCCAGCCUGUUUGACUCGUUCGUGGAGUGGGAAACGGAGAGACGCAGGCGAGAACGACCGAACGGAGACGCGGGAGAGGGUGACGUCACGGAGACGGACUGUGUGACCGCGUCGAUGUGGGCAGGACCUUGAGCGUGUCUGUUUUGUAUUAUUUUUUGGCGUGGGAUGGUGGUGAAUUCUGGACUAUGACGUGCGGAGAUGUUUCUGAGCCUGUCACUCUCCAUCCUAAUUUGUGACUUGUUAUAAUAUUAAAUUUUUUGGUCUUAUUGCAUUGGGUAUCCCAGUGCGCUCUUUGACUUCUGUUUUAAUGAAAGGGCUCCAAAUUAGUAAUUUUUUAAGCACUUUUAUUUAAGUUAUUGGUUUUUGGCCAUCGUUCAUUUAAUUUGUUUUAACAUUUCUCACACCACACCUCCAGAGAGAUUCACACUCAUGAUCGCAUUGCUCAUAUUUUGGGAGUGACCAACACGCCAAAGAAAAGGGAACCCUGUCAGCUGCCUACAAGCUUGAAUACACACUCAUUCAUGCAAGACUCACACACAGACACACACAGAGAUACCAGCAUAAAUACAAUAAGGGACGAACGGUUUUAAGUGUAUUUGAACGGUUAUAUUCAGUUUUGUUGUGUGGUGGUUCUGCUGGUUAGAUUAAACAUCAGACUGAUUGUGUACUGAUGCCCUCAAAACCUCAUUUUCCAUGUGCUUCCUGCUUAAUCAGACUUGAUUUAAAUUUUUAACAUUUAUGUGUCCCUUGCAUUCAUUGAUUCUAUCAGUCAUAUUAAUUUCCAUCAGUCAGUCGUGUGUGUGUGUAUGUAUGUGUGUGGGGAGAAAUACAGGUUCAUUUGCACUCGGAGGUCGCUUUUAUUUUGUUUUAUUUUGCUUUUUUAAUUCAAAGUGAUUUCAUUUUGGUCUUUUGUGUCUGGUUUUAUAUAAAUGAAACACUUUAUAAUGAAUAAAAAAAAAUGUGUUCAGCAUUGCAGUUGGAUUUUUUCACAUCUUU
Molecule: messenger RNA, 2404 nt
Organism: Paramisgurnus dabryanus
Lineage: Eukaryota; Metazoa; Chordata; Actinopteri; Cypriniformes; Cobitidae
Gene: dcun1d3
Product: defective in cullin neddylation 1 domain containing 3
Biological process (GO): protein neddylation
Cellular component (GO): ubiquitin ligase complex
Molecular function (GO): cullin family protein binding; ubiquitin conjugating enzyme binding; ubiquitin-like protein binding
Source: RefSeq, a predicted model, not a curated record